GUGUUGGCCAAUGACAGUAGUCGAUAGAUUAUUUCGCUAGCCGGGAAUUUGCCGAUUAUACUAAGGUACUGACCAAUAGUAGCGCAAAAUGCGCUAAGAAACGACCAAGUGACUCUGGAGCCUUAAGACGUUUCGAUGAUUUCGACGCGGCAGGUGCCCAAAAUUUGAGACAUUACAAAGCAAGUAUUUUGUUAUUCACGUGCAGUGAAAGGGAAACUUUAAGGGAAAACUUUAGUAACUAUCACAGGAAAAAAAAAAAAAAAAAUCAUUUCUUUAAUCACGUUUUUUGCCUUAUCAAACUUUCCACAAAAAUACGCAUUGUCUGUUUGAUAAAGUAUAAAGUACCUAAAGGCUAAGGUGUUCCUCAUUUGGCCUCCCUUAUGCCAAUAAAGACUAGCCUCGCCCGAGCGCGUCAGCGGACUAUAUACAAAGGGAAAACCAUGGCAUCAAUGGCCUUUCGUCCCGGUUCAACAAAUAGGCCUGAGGACACUGAAGACACUGAAGAUUUCGAGGAUUCCCACGAUUCUCAAGGUAACCCGGAUGAGCUGGUAAAUAAACACACAACUUACCUCACUUUUAAACCCAUCAUUGUUCCAACAGCUUACCCAAGUUCAGAAACCAAUGAUCCCUGAUCUGUUCACUAGCUGGCCCCCUAUUCGGGAAGCCCUUGCUACAGCUACUUCCAACGUACAAGAUAUCACUGUGAACGAAUGCCUGCCUUUCUUGGCGGCGCAGGUUGAUAGCGUGCCCUACAAUCAGUAUGGCCUACCACGCCUUGAUAGGGAACGGCAUAUCAAGUUCCUCCGUAAGAACCUAGCACCCCUUCCUGCCCGAUUUGUCAUGUUAGACGCAAGCAGACCCUGGGUUCUUUACUGGUGCCUCAAUGGUCUGUCCCUUCUGGGGGAGGAUGUGUCCGGUUACCGCGAUAGCCUUAUAGAAACAGCACGUUCUAUGCAGAAUCCUACUGGCGGGUUUGGAGGAGGUUUCGGCCAUGCUUCCCACCUGGCCUGUACCUACGCCGUGGUAUUGGCACUAGCUGUAGUAGGAGGCGAUGCUGCCUAUGAAGUCAUCGACCGAAGGGCUCUUUGGAAAUGGCUUUGUGCCUUGAAGCAGCCCGACGGGGGCUUUCGGAUGGCUGUUGGAGGCGAAGUCGACAUAAGGGGAGCCUAUUGCGCAGCUGUCCUAAUUACCCUGCUUAACCUCCCUCUUGAGUUGCCGCCUGAUUCUCCAGCAUGGACGCCUGACGGACCAGACUUAUUCACAGGUCUAGGAGAUUAUGUACGGCGAUGCCAAACCUUUGAGGGUGGAAUUUCGGCGCAACCAGAUGGCGAAGCCCAUGGAGCUUACGCUUUCUGUGCUUUGGGUUGCCUCGCGAUUCUUGAUGCUCCGCAUCGCACAUUUCCCAGGUAUCUUGAUGUCCCGCGACUUAUCUCGUGGCUGUCAUCUCGACAGUAUGCACCGGAAGGCGGGUAUAGCGGCCGCACGAACAAGCUUGUCGAUGGCUGCUACAGCCACUGGGUAGGCUGUUGUUGGCCAUUGGUUGAAGCCAGCCUUGACGGUCCAUCUAGCCUAAUGUUUGACAUAAACAAAACAAAAAACCCUGAUAUUGAUAUCCACAACAUUUACAGCCGCGAAGGCCUAAUCAGGUACAUCCUCUGUUGCGCGCAAGAUCAAUCAAAAAGGGGUGGUAUGAGAGACAAGCCAAGCAAAACUUCUGAUGCAUAUCAUACCUGCUACGUACUCAGCGGACUUUCCUCAGCUCAGCAUGUUACUCGUUUACUUGCCUCGGAUGGUGAAGGAAUGAUGACGCAUUCGGAAUAUGACGUCGAGCCUCUCCGCGGAAGCCCUCAGAUUUAUUCUGAAGAAGAUCGACUCAACACUACUGAUCCUGUAUAUUUCAUACCUGAGGGGAAACGGAAAGAAAUCAUGUCAUAUUUCCUAUCGAAGCCGGGUUUUUGACCCGCUUGUGGCCGCAUAUGAAGAGGCCAUAUCCGACACUACGCCGGACCAAUCGAGGAAGGCUGAGAAUUUCCCUCGCAUCCUACGAAUAUUCAAUCUUUCACCCGUGAAUAAUGAUUGUCAGCAUUACAGCCUCUCUCUCUCUCUCUCUCAUGUGCCGA
This is a messenger RNA of Daldinia caldariorum, 2120 nucleotides long. RefSeq names its product terpenoid cyclases/Protein prenyltransferase. The transcript is spliced from 5 exons. Bases 622 to 1959 code for a protein of 445 amino acids. Gene Ontology annotation, molecular function: protein farnesyltransferase activity. Gene Ontology annotation, biological process: protein farnesylation. Gene Ontology annotation, cellular component: protein farnesyltransferase complex. NCBI's taxonomy places the organism in Eukaryota, Fungi, Ascomycota, Sordariomycetes, Xylariales, Hypoxylaceae. The record is from RefSeq and is a predicted model, not a curated record.